CUCACAAAGAUUCCUCUCCAAGUUCAGGGAGGACGGUGCAUGAGGGCUUUCCCUUCUCCUCUCGGAGCCCUGGCUCUGCAGGAUGGGCCUGAGCUCCUCCAAGGCGCAGCCCAAGGUGACCAGAGUGGCCCCAGGGCCUGCUCUGGGUGCCCUGCCCGGGGAGCCAGGACAGCUCAGCCCGGCUGGGACACCCUGGGGAAAGCCCAUCUUCCACCUGGAGCUGCCACCCCUGCGGGAGACCUGGUACGGGAGAGCCUCUGCAGGGCCCCUCUCUUUGAACACCUUGCCAGGAAAGGACGGAGCCAGCAUCAUCAAGCAGCACCCACCUCGGAGGCCUCAAAGGCUUGAACCUGCCAUCCCUCCACAAGCCAUGGCUCCUGCCAAGCCCUGGAGUCAGCGAGCAGCGGCUGCAGGCCCAAAACCAAAGGUGCUGGAGAAAAGCGGGCAAAGCCUGAAUCCCCUCCCUGGCAGGAGGCAGCACUUGCACAAGCUUCAGAUGCUGGACUUGACCCGCAAGCGACGAGAGGCGGAGCUGAAGCGGAAUCUCCACAGGGAGGCGAAAAUCAAUAAGCAAAAAAUCAAGGAAUUCAGCCCCCAGGAUGUCCUUGAGAGUCCCCAGAGAGCUGACAGCACCAGAAACUCAGACCCUGUCCCUGCUGAGCACAGUCAGCAUUUUCAUGAAGAUGACCCUGGAAACAGGUGGGGUGGGGAGCUCUCCAGGCAGCCUGACAGGGCUGAGCUCUCUCCAGACAGGAGGGGGAAGGCUGAGCUGUGGUUCUGCAGGGAGCCACGGACCAGGGAUCCGUUCUGGGACUCCUCCAGCACAGGCUCCGAGGAGUGGGAGAGGGAAGAGAAGAUUCACCGCAAAGCCACGCUCGUGAGGACCAGGACAGAGAGAGUUUCCCUCUUUGAUGACUUCUUUGACAGGGAUUUCUAGUGGCAUGGCUUGGAUGUGCCAAAGAAACGAGGCCCAGCUCUGGAGGGGCUGGAACCCCCCCAGAGGGAUGGGCUGAGGUUGGAGACAGCGCUGUGGAAUUUCUGUGAGCACGGGCCAGUGGAAAGGACAUCUGGAAAGGAGGAGUUCACUGAUGUGGGGUGAAUAAAAACCCUCUGGGCUGUGUGGCUGAAUCAAAACAUCAGGGGAAGAAGCCUUGGAUGGAGCAACAGUGAAAUGGGGGUGGAGAGCAGGAGGGGGCUGGCAAAAAAAGAUAAAACUGAGCAGAAGCUGGGGAAAGUUCUGGGUUAACCCCAGAUAUUAAAUUUCAACUGAAAUGAAACGUUUCACUUGCCUUUGAGUUACUCAAUCUUCCUGUUUAAAUUUGGGUUAACCUUUUUUAAACCACAAACCCGAGUUCAAAAUGCAAGGGUAAAAAAAGAUUAAUUUAGAAAGUCUUUAUAUUAAAUUUUUUUGGCAUUUCUAAAAUUCUUCUUUGACCUUUGUGGCUUUUUUUAUUUUUUAAUUUCCUCUCCCCCCACCCUGUACUGGACACAGAAAUAUAUGUACUUUCUUCAGAACUAAUCUACAGAUUUAUAUCUAAUCUGAAAAAUCUGCCUUUGGUUCAGUUUUUUUUCCCCAGUUCAGGGUUCAGUGCUGGAGAGUGAAUGAUGGAAAGGGAGAAAUCUCCAUCUUUUCCUGCAGACACUCUCCCAGGGAUGCUGGUCAAGGCUGCAGCACUCACCAGGAAUUUGAACAAGCUGCCCUGUUGCAAUCUGGCAUUUCCAAGUAUAUUGAGAAAGAUGGUUAUAUGAAGGUGUCUGAUCUAUCAAAAACACUCAGUUUCCUUCUCAUAUAAACUGUAUUUUUAUCAAAUUAUCUCAUUUUCCUUACAAAAUAAUUUGUUACCUGAGAGGGAGCUUCACCCAAUUCUCCUGUCUCCUAUCUGGUUGUUCCUGGAGCUCUGUAAAGGCCACCAAGUUUGUGGAUUCAAAGCACUUCUAUAAAAGGAGAUUUCAGUUAAAUAUCCCACAGUUAUUUUAAUGUGGUGAACUGGAUUUGUAGGGAUCUGGUGAAACACAAGGGAGGCAGAGAUUUCACCAGCAGCCCUGAGGAACAGCCAGGUCUGAUUGCCAGCAGCAGUUUUGCCUCUGAAUCUGCAGAGUUGACAAAGAAGAGUUGACAAACUCUUUGUUAUAGAUACAUUUUAUAUUGUUGGCUUUUCACAAAUAUUAAAAUGAAUGUUAUGUGUAUAAGAAUGGAAAUUUUUGUUGUAUUAAUCUAGUUUUCUUUAUUUCUGUUAUUGAUGAAAUUUAGAAACAGUGGUAUAAUACAUAUAUGUUAGGCUAUAGCAUGGUAUUAAAAUAAAAACUGCUUUUGUCUGUAUAACCCAAAGACUGAAAAAGAUAGCUGGAGACACUUUCUUUUUCCUUUUGUAAACUAUCUUAUCCAGAUGAAGACAGCAGUGACCAGAACUCUGGGGGAGGAAUUUUUUGCAUUUCUGGUAUCAGAGAAUGUAAAUCUCAGUGGUGCCAAGAAGAUUGAUCUAUUGGGAAGGGGGCAAGAGAAAACUAAACAGAAGAACACCAAAGAUCCUAAGAAGAAUGUCUGAAUAUGUAUGAGAAUUUAUGGAUAUGUAGUAGGGUUCUGUUUUUAAGGGAUAAUCCUUUGUUAGUAAGGUGUGCUCUCUUGGCUGAAUGCAGAGACACCUGGCCAUAUCUGUAUACUUUACUUUAUUUUUAUCUCCUAAUUGUUUUUUUAUUAAACUUUUAAAUUCUAUAAAAAUUAUGUGAACCUCGUUUUUCACACUCUUCCUUGUGCCUCCUGCUUGGCUCCCUCUCUUCCCGCUUGGUCUUUCCAGAACUACCAGGGAACAAAACCUCUGCAGCUCAGCUCCUUGCUGCAGGGCAGGGAUUCCAGCUGUAACAAACAUCAUCAUCAUCACCACAGCCACUUUCAGCCGGAAGGAAACCUGAUGCUUUCAUUUUUCAGGCCAGAAUAAGAAGAUCUAGAGUCAAUUCUCAGUUACCAGGAUGAGCAGGGCUUGGGCAGCUCAGGACAGAUGGAGCUUGUCCUGCAUCACUGUCCCAAACCUGUGCUCCUUCCCACAGAGCUGUUGUGAGGUGUCUGCACCCUCAGAUUCCUGAUUUACACAGCCAGGAGGAGAGCAGGAGACACAUUUUUACACUUAUUUAAGGGAAUGAGACACCCAUGGCUGACUCACUUUCACCAGUAUUUAUCUUUAUUGAAAACCCCAGGCAGAGCAGGAGCUGGAAAUCACAGUCCAAGCCCCAAAUCAAGCUGGAGCCUCCCAGGACUGAGCUGCUCUGUCCUGAUUUCUCCUCCUUUUGACAUCCCUAAAUGUGUAUGGCCCAUUACAGAAUGUCCACAUGCUCCAUGGGGCAAACUGCACUUUGGAGAAAACCCACACACCAUGUGGGAUUUCACCAGAAAAACACAAAACCAAACCCCAGCACAGGGAAGGAAGAAGAAGAAGAGGAAUCAUUUUAAUGAGGAGAGCUGCUCAUAGCUAAUGAGUCCAUGUCUGGAGUCUGUUUUAAAAAUGCCCUGAGAACUUUACUGAUCAACACAGACAUCUUGUGUGAGCUGAAAAUAUCGUGAGAGCUUGGAACUCAGUGUUGAGGGUGUGCUGAAAAGGUCAAUGAUUUAAUGGGCUGGAACAAUUAAUCUGGCACUUGUCUAUACACCUGUUCUCUUAAUGAUGUGACACAUCUCCCUUCUGUGUUCCCAUCUGUCAACAAUUAAGCUAUAAUUGGUGGAAAUGCAAUUUAUCUCAGACAGAGCUGAUAAGUUUUCCAAUAAUCGUGUUGCCAGCCAUGAGGGAAGAGUGCUGCCCACGGAGAAGUGCCUGUGGACCACUCAAUCCAUAUCAGAGACUGCAGAGAAGACUCUCUGAGCGUUAAUUUAUCAAUCUACAGCGUGCACAAUUUGCUUGUACGGAAGGGAUAAAAUCAGCAAACCUGCUCCCAUCACAGGGGGAAUGGCUUCCUCCUGGCAGAGGGCAGGGUGAGGUGGGAAAUUGGGAAGAAUUCCUGGCUGUGAGGGUGCUGAGGCCCUGGCACAGGGUGCCCAGAGAAGCUGUGGCUGCCCCUGGAUCCCUGGACGUGCCCAAGGUCAGGUUGGAUGGGGUUUGGAGCAGCCUGGGAUAGUGGAAGGUGUCCCUGCCAUGGCAGGGGGUGGAAUGGGAUGGGCUUUAGGGUCCCUUCCAACCCAAACUAUUCUUUGAGUCUGUGAAAUACCUCUCAAAACUGCUUUUCUGUGCUGUUGAUUGUAUUAAUUCAUCACAACCUGUAGAGAGGCAGGUGACAUCUCAUCCUCCUCUUUCCAGCAUCCUUCCAGACACUGGAAAUGAAAACUUUUUCUUCGUUACUAAAGGUGUAACACAGACUUUUCUACAAACUGCAGAAGGUGUGGGAAGAAAAACCCCAACCAAGCUCCCAAAGUGUGUGUCCUGCAUCUCAGCAGUGGAGACUUUAGAGAGAGGCUUUCAGCUUUCAGCUGGAAUCCUUUGAAGGCUGAGCCAUCACAGCCAGCUCUAGAGAGGACACAACUCUGCACUCACCAUAUCUGAGCACACACAGCUUCAACCCCACCC
Molecule: messenger RNA, 4550 nt
Organism: Poecile atricapillus (Black-capped chickadee)
Lineage: Eukaryota; Metazoa; Chordata; Aves; Passeriformes; Paridae
Gene: CCDC198
Product: coiled-coil domain containing 198
Exons: 6
Coding region: 83-937 (284 amino acids)
Source: RefSeq, a predicted model, not a curated record